Messenger RNA from Ostertagia ostertagi, 765 nucleotides. The record is from the annotation of a GenBank genome assembly. Lineage: Eukaryota; Metazoa; Nematoda; Chromadorea; Rhabditida; Trichostrongylidae.
UGUGUUUUUCAAAGUGACUCCAAGUCAUUGGCUGCGUAUUCAUCUGUUACUCAUAUAAGUUUUGGUUCACAAAUUGAAAAAAUUAAUUCGGGUUAUUAUUUACUUUUUUAUGCUACCCACGUUGAAGCGCCCACCACAGCAAGAAUGUUGUUAGCAGGGUGUGUUUUUCAAAGUGACUCCAAGUCAUUGGCUGCGUAUUCAUCUGUUACUCAUAUAAGUUUUUUGUUGUUGUCUUUAAGAAUGUUAAUAUUAAGGGGAAAAUUAAGUGGCCUAAUGAUAAUGUUGGCUCACGGCUAUACGUCAACGUUAAUAUUCUAUAUAAUUGGGGAAUUUUAUCAUGCCAGAUCAAGUCGAAUAAUUUAUUUUUUAAAUAGUUUUUUGAGCUCUAGAAUAUUAUUUGGUAUUUUAUUUUCUUUGGUAUUUUUAUCCAACAGCGGUGUACCCCCUUCAUUGUCUUUUUUAUCGGAAUUUAUUAUUAUUAUAUGGGGUGUGGUACUAGAUGAACUAACGUUAGGUCACCCGGGUAGAAGUGUUGAUUUGGCUAUUUUUAGUUUGCAUUGUGCGGGUUUAAGUUCAAUUUUGGGUGGUAUUAAUUUUAUGUGUACCACCAAGAAUUUGCGUAGGGGAAAUCCUUUAAUUUAUCAGCAUUUGUUUUGGUUUUUCGGUCAUCCUGAGGUGUAUAUUUUAAUUUUACCUGCUUUUGGUAUCAUUAGUCAAUCUUCGUUGUAUUUAACUGGAAAAAAAGAGGUGUUUGGUUCAUUGGGU